CCGUGCUUCGUGCGCCUUGUUGGCCUAACCAAGCUGUUACGAUUCGUGCACAAUAAUUUCUGUUCGACGGGAUCCGUUUAAUUUUCGGGAUUAAAAUGUCGGAUUCAGAGGCGAGCAAUCUGUCCGACAACGAAAGCGACCGCGGUGGCGGAGGUAGCGAAAGCGAUCAAGAAGAAAACCGCUCCGUAAAAUCUGCAGCUGGCAGCGAUGCUGGCAGCGUCGGGGAAAGAUCACGCAGUGUUUCUCGGAGCAGAAGCCCGUCCAGAUCGCGAUCCAGGAGUGCGUCGAGAUCGCGAUCACGAUCACGAUCGGUGUCUGGUUCUGAGGAUGGUAGAGGAGACGAGGCGGAAGAAGCCAGGUCAGGGGAUGAGGAGCUGGUGGAGCCUGAAGAAGAACCAGAGGGCGAAGACUUGGAUGGAAGCAGCGAAUAUGAUGAGGAAGAGGAGGAAGAAGAUGACGACAGGCCCAGGAAGAAGAAGAAAAAAGACAAGUAUGGUGGUUUCAUCAUAGAUGAAGCUGAAGUAGACGAUGAAGUUGAGGAUGACGACGAAUGGGAAGAGGGUGCUCAAGAGAUUGGUAUCGUGGGGAACGAAGUAGAUGAAUUGGGACCCACUGCAAGAGAAAUUGAAGGAAGACGCAGAGGCACCAAUCUUUGGGAUUCGCAAAAAGAGGAUGAAAUAGAAGAGUAUUUGAGAAAAAAGUAUGCAGACGAGUCUGUGGCCGCUCGUCAUUUUGGGGAUGGUGGGGAGGAAAUGAGCGACGAAAUUACUCAGCAAACAUUGUUGCCAGGUGUUAAGGAUCCAAAUCUUUGGAUGGUGAAAUGCCGUAUUGGGGAGGAGAAAGCCACUGUACUUUUGUUGAUGCGGAAAUUCAUAACUUAUCAAUUUUCAAACGAACCUCUGCAGAUAAAGAGCGUCGUUGCUCCUGAGGGUGUAAAGGGUUACAUUUACAUAGAAGCGUACAAACAGCCGCACGUGAAGGCUGCCAUCGAAAACGUAGGAAACUUGAGAAUGGGUAUUUGGAAGCAACAAAUGGUACCGAUCAAGGAAAUGACCGAUGUGUUACGCGUGGUUAAAGAGCAGACAGGCUUGAAGGCGAAGCAGUGGGUUAGACUAAAGAGAGGCAUUUACAAAGAUGACAUAGCUCAGGUCGAUUACGUUGACUUGGCGCAGAAUCAGGUUCAUUUGAAACUGCUGCCUAGAAUCGAUUACACCAGACCCCGCGGAGCUUUGAGAACAGCGCAAAGUGAAUCCGAAGCCCUGAAACGCAAAAAGAAAAGAAGACCGCCGGCGAAACCGUUCGACCCCGAAGCAAUUCGCGCUAUUGGCGGAGAAGUGACCAGCGACGGUGAUUUCUUGAUUUUCGAGGGAAAUCGAUACAGUAGAAAAGGAUUCCUGUAUAAAAAUUUCACGACGAGCGCGAUUAUCGCGGAGGGCGUGAAACCGACGCUUUCCGAAUUAGAAAGAUUCGAAGAGGCCCCGGAAGGCGUUGAAAUAGAUUUAAGCGGAGGUCCAACGGGGACUUCCAGUAACAGGGAAGACGCGGCGGUGACUCACUCGUUCAGUACCGGGGACAACGUCGAGGUUUGCGAGGGUGAAUUGAUAAACUUGCAAGGGAAGAUCGUUUCGAUAGAUGGAAACAUGAUAAUGGUUAUGCCAAAACACGAAGAACUCAAGGAGGCGUUGGAAUUCCAAGCGUCAGAGUUGCGGAAGUACUUCACGAUGGGCGAUCACGUUAAGGUCGUUGCAGGACGAUACGAAAGCGAUACCGGUCUGAUAGUCCGAGUAGAGCAGAACAGAGUGGUCUUGUUUUCUGAUCUGUCGAUGCACGAGCUCGAAGUCCUCCCGAGGGACUUGCAGCUCUGUUCGGAUAUGGCAACCGGCGUGGAUAGUUUAGGUCAAUUUCAGUGGGGCGAUUUGGUUCAGUUGGACGCGCAAACGGUCGGCGUGAUCGUUCGUCUCGAACGCGAGAAUUUCCACGUGCUUUCCAUGCACGGGAAGGUGAUAGAGGCUAGACCCCAAGGUCUAACGAAACGACGCGAGAACAGAAAUGCAGUGGCGUUAGAUUCUCAACAGAACACCAUACAGAAGAAGGACAUCGUUAAAGUCGUGGACGGGCCACAUGCUGGAAGGGGUGGUGAAAUAAAACAUCUGUACAGAAGCUUCGCGUUUCUGCACUCGCGAAUGUUCGUGGACAACGGUGGUAUAUUCGUCUGCAAAACGAGGCACUUGCAACUGUCUGGUGGAAACAAGGCCAACAUAACCGCCAUGUCGCCGGUGGCAGGAUUCAUGUCGCCAAGGAUCGCCUCGCCGAUGCAUCCUAGCGGAGGCGGUUUUGGAAGGGGUGGAGGUGGAAGAGGCAGGGGCCGCGGAGGAGGAGCUCGCCGCGACAGAGAACUGAUAGGUACCACCAUAAAGAUCACUGGUGGACCUUACAAAGGAAACGUUGGUAUCGUGAAGGACGCCACGGAGACGACUGCUCGCGUAGAACUGCACUCCACGUGCCAAACCAUCUCCGUGGACAGGUCCCACAUCGCAAACGUGGGCGUACCGACAAAGGAUGGCGGUUUCAGCAGUUACAACAGGACACCAGCGUACGGCAUGGGUGGGCAAACACCGAUGUAUGCCAGAGACGGUUCAAAGACGCCUAUGCAUGGUUCCCAGACACCCAUGUACGAAAAUGGUUCCCGUACACCUCAUUAUGGCUCGAUGACGCCAUCCCACGAUGGGUCACGUACUCCAGGACAGUCAGGUGCCUGGGAUCCAGCGGUCACUAAUACCCCCGCAAGGACGAACGAUUUCGACGGCUACAACAUGGAGGAAGGCGGAUCUCCCGGUUACGCACCAGGUUACCCCUCAACUGGUGGACCAUUCACGCCACAAACACCUGGCACGAUGUACGGUUCGGAGCAGAGUUUCAGCUCGUAUCAACCGAGUCCUAGCCCGGCUGGAAGUGCUUCCGCGAGCCCCAGCCCUGCGGGUUACGUUGCUACCCCCUCGCCAAGCGGCACUGGGUACACUACCAGUCCUCACGGAGCAUUCGCUACGCCUUCGCCGAUGGGUUAUAGUCCUAUGACGCCUGGCGUGGCUGGUAGUCCUUACAAUCCACAAACACCAGGUGCUGGUCUAGACGCCAGCGUCGGGUCAGCGAUAGUAGGAGGGACCGAGUGGCACACCACAGACAUCGAGGUUCGAAUUCGUCACUCCCACCAGGAUCCUGCACUUGCCGGGCAACAGGGCGUCAUUCGAGGAAUAUCCGGUGGCAUGUGCGCAGUCUUCCUACCGGUCGAGGAUAGGGUCGUAAAUUUGGUCUGCGAGGAACUGGAACCGGUGGUUCCGUCGCAGGGCGAUCGGGUUAAAGUAAUUAUCGGCGAGGACAGGGAAGCCGUCGGUACAUUACUUUCCAUAGAUAAUCAAGAAGGUGUCGUGAAAAUGAACAAGGACGAGGUGAAGAUGUUGCACUUGCGGUUCUUGUGUAAAAUGAAAGCGCCAAAUACGUAAUUUUUCAUUCCAAGACAGUCCACCGCGCCGAGAACCAGAACUGCGACGACAACUUCAACGACGAUGUCGAGAAUUGUUCGCGCGACGACAAGGUUAUGUUAACCACGACCUUUCUACGUUGUAACCCUUGUUAUGUUCGGGAAAUAUGCACGUUAUGUAAAAUGCAUAUACACCAUUUUAUUGCAAAAAUCAUUUAACUCGUUUUUCUUCUAGUUACUUCAAAGACACAGGCGAUAGCAAUCAUUUGUGAAAAGUCAUGAAACUGAUAAAACGUUUUAUAGAAAAUGUUGGGCUGUUCUCUGCUUAAUGUCGAAUGAGAUUGAAAGAAACAAUACCAUAAUUCGAUCCUUUCCCGAUAAAACUUUUUAAUACAGUAAGUCUUCUGAACGUUUCGAAAUUUGUAGAAAAAAAAAUCAGAAAUUUCAUUUAAUAUGCAAAUGUAUAUCCGUGUACAAAAUAUUUGUGAACACACGAGGACUUGCUUUAUUAGAACGCGAGGCAAUAAUGUGACGAUUUUUCGGUCAAAAGUUUGCAGGACUAUAGUGUAAUUAUUUAUGACGGUUUAUUAAUCUGAACUCAGUCGCAUAACAAACGCGAGAUAAUGACUGGGAAACGAUCAAGAGAUCGGUGUAAAUUUUCCGGAAUUUCGCAAGGAAAAAUCGCAUUCAUCUGGAAUUUACCGAAUAGAGUAUGAGAUCAUGCCUCCCAUGGUUUCUUCUGUUGUUUGCAGCCGCUAUCUUCGUUAACAUAAAAAGGUACGCGAUCGAAAAUGUGACCAGCACCAUAUUAAUUUUACUUACCAAAAAUUAUU
Messenger RNA from Colletes gigas, 4311 nucleotides. RefSeq names its product transcription elongation factor SPT5 (gene Spt5). Gene Ontology annotation, biological process: regulation of DNA-templated transcription elongation; transcription elongation-coupled chromatin remodeling; transcription elongation by RNA polymerase II. The coding region runs from base 96 to 3500 and encodes 1134 amino acids. Gene Ontology annotation, cellular component: DSIF complex. Gene Ontology annotation, molecular function: protein binding; mRNA binding. Lineage: Eukaryota; Metazoa; Arthropoda; Insecta; Hymenoptera; Colletidae. The record is from RefSeq and is a predicted model, not a curated record. The transcript is spliced from 10 exons.